This is a messenger RNA of Recurvomyces mirabilis, 909 nucleotides long. RefSeq lists its product as uncharacterized. The transcript has 3 exons. Lineage: Eukaryota; Fungi; Ascomycota; Dothideomycetes; Mycosphaerellales; Teratosphaeriaceae. The coding region runs from base 1 to 909 and encodes 302 amino acids. Gene Ontology annotation, molecular function: monoatomic ion channel activity. Gene Ontology annotation, cellular component: endoplasmic reticulum; plasma membrane. Gene Ontology annotation, biological process: monoatomic ion transport. The record is from RefSeq and is a predicted model, not a curated record.
AUGCCUGGAAACAAUGCUCUCAACGUCAACGGCUUUCAGUCGAACGCGCCAAACGCCGCCUCUACAGUGUACGCAGACAAUGCCAUCACUACCCGCGGUUCGGAUUGGUACUUCACCGUUUGCGCCGUCAUGAUGGUUUCCACUUUCGCCUUCAUGGGUUUGGCCCUCACCAAGCCCCGUCAGCAUCGCAUCUUCCACUACAUCACUGCCUCCAUCACUAUGGUUGCAACGAUCGCCUAUUUCUCCAUGGGCAGCAAUCUUGGCUGGACGCCCAUCCAGGUCGAGUUUCCUCGCGGCCAGGGCUCCAAGGUUGGCGGUCUAGAGCGUGAGAUCUUUUACGUGCGAUACAUUGACUGGGUUAUCACGACACCUCUCUUGUUAAUGGAUCUCCUCCUCACUGCCGCCCUCCCGUGGCCCACCGUCAUGUUCGUCAUCCUCAUCGAUGAGGUCAUGAUCAUUACUGGACUUGUUGGCGCUCUGGUAGUUUCAUCUUACAAGUGGGGCUACUUCGUCUUCGGCUGCGUCGCGUUGUUCUACAUCCUUUACGUCCUUGUCUGGGAGGCGCGCAAGCACGCCAACGCUAUGGGCAAGGAUGUUGGCAAAGCUUUCCUCUACUGCGGAUCGCUCACAGCACUUCUUUGGACACUCUACCCCAUCGCCUGGGGCUUGUGCGAGGGUGGCAACUUGAUCACCUCCGAUUCCGAGGCUAUCUUUUACGGUAUCCUCGAUCUCCUCGCCAAGCCGGUGUUUGGUGCUCUCCUCAUCUGGGGCCACAAGGGAAUUGACCCAGCUCGUCUUGGUCUUCACAUCCACGACUACGAUGAGAAGGACAUGGCCAUCAACAACAACAAGCCUGGCCACCACAACGGCAACCCCGCCGUUGCUGAUGAGCCUGUAGCUACCGUUUAA